AUGGCAGUUGCAGUACCACCAGUUAGCCACGACAUCAUGUCGAUCCUCCAACAGAUGACCGCUUAUAUCCCCUUUGAGGAGAUCUCCCGACAGUCCUACAACAACCACAUCCCUGGCCGGUCUGGUCUGGUGCAUAUGGGCCGAUGGAAGGAACACGACAUCGAGCUCAAAGAACCCUUUGGUGAGCUUGCGGCCAUUGAAAAGGAAAUUCGCCUCCUUACCAAGCUGCAAAAGUGUUCCCAGAUCCUCCACCUCCACGGAUAUACCCUCGACCCUCAAUCCUCAAUCCCUUACCUCGUCCUCAACCACAACGAACACGGUACCCUCCACUCGUACCUCCUCAAUUUCCACCCCCAUCUCACCUGGCCCGAUCGCUAUAAUCUUGCCAUGGAUAUCGCUCUCGGACUCCGUUAUCUCCACCACAAGGGCAUCCGCCACCGCCAAUUGCACUCGGCCAGUGUCCUCAUCGACGACAAUGGCUCCGCAGUUCUCUCGGAUUUUGGAAACAGCAGAGAUUCAGAGGUCGCAUCAUCAAGGGAACACACCACCAGGAUGGCCUACCUGGCUCCCGAGCGGUUAUCCAAGAACGGACAGCGCUAUUCGAACGAGGCUGACAUCUACUCGCUUGGUAUGGUCUUUUGGGAGAUCUCGAGCGGUCGUUCCCCUUUCGAGGACCUCAUUACCCCUGAAAACAUCCAGAACGGUGCCCUGGUCUCGUUGGCGCAAAACAUUGUCUCCGGAAGACGCGAGCGUCCUGUCAAGGGCACCGACCCUACCUUUGAAGAUAUCUAUACCCGUUGCUGGCAGGCUAACCCUCAGGACCGCCCUUCGCUCGACUGGGUCAUCCAGACCCUCGGUGUCCUGUUGAAGCAGCCCUCCAGCACCUUCCUCCGCCAAUUGGAAGAAUUAACCAUGGAUGACGAGCCAAAGGCGGCUCCCUAUUCUCCACCAAUCCUCAAUCGAUCCAUGUCUAUCAAGGUUGGCCGUUCGCCUUCUUUUGACAGCGACGGUCAAGCCUCUCUGCGGUCGCGCGAGCUCUUGUUGUCUCCACGCGAGCCCGACUACCUCCCACCUCCGCAACCAGUGCCCCCACCCGUGCCACCAGUCUCUCAGCGUCGCAAGGCAUCCGUCGCGCCCUCUUUCACGUCCUCAUCCCGAUCCAUGUCUAUCAGCAGUGGCAGCUCCAGCGGUUCGUCCAUUAUGAGCGGCGGUGUGCCUGCCAUCCCUACCAGGGAUGCUCGUCGCGUCUCGACCAUGGCCUCCUUCCAUUCCCAGGAGAUCCCUCAGUACACCUUCCCUCCAAAGAGACGUAACCCACAGACCAUCUGGGAGGCCUGCCAGGAGGGCAACGCCGAUCUUGCAGAGAGUUACAUCCUCACCAAUGGAGCGAACCCCAAUGGGCUGGCCUCGCUUCCCGCCUACUCUAUGCUUGCCGAGGUCACGCCCAUACAUGUCGCCUGCUUCUACCAGCCAGAGACGCUCAUGGAUGUUCUCAAGACUCUUCAGAGGAACGGUGCCAACAUGCAGCAGUACACCACCCUCACCAACCAGAAUGCUCUCCACAUUGUUCUCGAGCAUGCGACCAACUACGCCUUGGCUCUGGAGGCGACCAAGUUCUUGAUGAACGAGUGCCAGCUUAGCGUCAACGACGCCGACAACCGCGGUUUGACUCCCUUCCACAAGUACAUCAAGAACGCCAACCUCAGCGAUAUUGUCUCUGUUGCUGGAUCGGAACUGUACACCCUCUUGCGCGAGAAGGGCGAGGCCAGUCUGAGCAUCGAGUCUCACCAUGAGGGCAAUGCUCUCGGCCUGACUGCUCGCUACCUUCGUGUCGACCUCAUGAAGUUGUUCCUCUUAACUGACCUCGGUAGCUCUGAUCAUAAGAGUUUGUCCUAUGCUGUCAACGCUGUUGAGGCACCCCUCAGCGAGACCAGGACCUCGAGGGAGGCUCAGGAUCUGUGCAGGUCUGUUCUGGCCGAGUGGAAGGGCGAGCGUGGCGAGACCAAGCGUAUGCGUAUGGCCGAACGUAUCCUGGAGCACCAAGGUAUCUCUCCCAAUGCCCCCGCGUCCUCUCCUCUCCUGGCCUCUUCGUCCAUCUUCCCCAUAUCUGGCUCUAAAACUCGCAAGCAAGGCGGUCUUUUGGGACUGGGCAAGUCCAGCAAGGCCUCGAAGGAGGAGCCUGCACCUGCUAUUCCCCCUUUGCCCUCCAAAGUUGCCACCGAGGUCGAUGUUGCCAAGAAGAUCCUUCAAAGCACUGCUGUCAAGCAGCGCAAGCUCAAGAGCCUCAUAGCCGACUCUGGCUUCUAA
Molecule: messenger RNA, 2307 nt
Organism: Linnemannia hyalina
Lineage: Eukaryota; Fungi; Mortierellomycota; Mortierellomycetes; Mortierellales; Mortierellaceae
Source: the annotation of a GenBank genome assembly